AUGAGUGCUGGGAGUACAGAACGCCGGCAGCGGAUCCGCGCUCAACUGCGGGAGUUCUACGGAGAUCCCGCCGGCGGUCGAGUGCCGUCCAAUCCACACAACAGUCAAACCUCAAGUAAUAACACCAGCGCUACUCGUGUGGCUGUUGGUGCUGCUGCCACUGCGGCGGCCCCGUCUGGUAUUCCGCCCGAGAUGGAUCUCGACUCGGAGUUCUUUAACGUCAAUCGCUACAUCACGGAUCUCCUCCGGCGUGAGAGUCUGAAGGGACUUGUGGAGACCGACACGCAACUCCUACGCUCCGUUCGUCAUUUAGAUGGAGAAUUGCAGGAGUUGGUGUAUCGCAAUUAUGCUAAAUUUAUUUCCGCCACAGAUACUAUACGUGAGAUGCGGGAUAAUAUUACAGAAAUGGAUGCCAAACUGCAGGCACUUUCAAGUAAUGUGGAGAAUAUUGAUCAAGUAUCAAAGAAUAUUAGUGAUAAGUUACAAGCUCAUCGUAGUCGUAUAGAAGAUAUGAUAUCUACUAACCGAAUGCUAAGGAAAGUACAAUUCCUUGUGGAUCUUGCCGAUACUAUGCGAAGACUUAUGGAUAAAAAAGAGUAUACGACCUGUGUAAAGUAUUGGGUUAUUGGUGAAACUUUUCUUGAAAAAUAUGAACAUGUACCCAGUAUAGCAAAGAUUCAUUCCGAGUGUAAACUAAUUGCUCAACAAUUGUAUAAUAAUUUACAUGAUAUGGUGUUUACAGCUUCAUUAGAUGAUCCUGAGGCAAUGGAUGUUAUUCGUGGAGUUGUAGAGAAUAUGCGUCUUAUGCGAGCCACAUCCCUUUUUCCUAAAGAAGAAAUCAUUAAAAAGAAUAUAAAAGGAGGAGUUGAUGCUAGUAGUAGUAGUAGUGGAGGAGAUGAAGGGAAAAAUAAACUUUCACCUUUUGAAAUAGAUAUUCUAAAUACACUUAUGAAGAAUAUAGGUACAAGUUUUGCUACAGGUGUUCAAGGAGUCAAUAGUGCUAUUAGGGCAGCUUUUGCAAUUCCAAAUUUUACUUCAAUGGAUAUUACAGAAAGAGCUAAAGUAUUACAUGAUGCUAAUUUACGGGAAGCAUUAGCAGAAUUAAAGAGUAUAUGUGCUUUAUUCUAUUCUAACAGUGAACGUGUAUAUAGUUUAUUUAAUAAUGAAAGUGAUACAGUGGCAUCCUUGCGUGUAAUUGAAGAAGUUCAACCUGUCCUUAUUGAUAUUAUUACACUUAUUACUAAUCAUUUAAGUGAACUUCUUAUUGCUGUGAUAGAAUCCGUUGCUGAAGAUGGUGAAAGUUCUAUGCAAAUACCAUCAUGUAUUAAAAAUGGUUAUGAAGUUAUCUUUUCAGCUCUCGCAAAACAUCUAAAGUAUUAUUCUGGUACAUUAAAGACACUUGGUGUGAAUUAUCUUGAUAAUGCCCAUAGUAAUCAAAGUCGUCAGUAUGGGGUAUUGGUAGAUCAGUCUGUAUUAGAAGUAUUUCAACGUUUAUUAACGGUAUUAGAUUCCAAAAUGACAGAAGGAGUUAUGAUGAAUUCCACGAUUGUCAACUGUGAUGUUGAAAAGAAUGAAAAUUACAAGCAAUUACUUUACUUUGCCCUUACACGGUUUGCUUUCAGUAGUGCCGCUACUAGUAUAGAUACCAUCGGUAUCACGAAUCUUAUUAACACAGAUACCCUUAAAACUGUAGAUGUGGUUGGGAUUCAAAAACACUCUGCACAUAUAGCCCGAUCACUUGCCCAUCGUGGUGUAGUGUUGUUGGGUCAAUUACAAUUGGAAUGGAUUGCCGCAUCUUCUUGUCCGGCAAAUGCGGUGGAUCCCACAUCUACGGCUGCAGAAAACUAUGGAGUAGCACCUGUUCUCUGUAGUCUUAUACAGCAAUUAGGGAAAAUCUACACAGUCCUACACGAUGGGGUUCUUCUAGAUACAAGUACGGCAAAGGAAAGACCUGUGAACAGUAUGCGGGGUGGAUCUCUGUUGUUAACCUCUACGGGUGGGAGUGGACGCAGUAGUGGAAGAGUAAGUUCAAGUAAAUUAACGGUAAACUUCACUCGACAGAAUGAUCACACUUUACAGAGUAGUGUAGAUCGAAUAUUUUUAAAACAAUCUCAACAUAGUGCUACAUUACGAACUUCUCCACGUUUAUUACGAGCCACUUCUGUGAUGUCUGCGGUGGUGGUUUAUAUUCUUAAAGGUUUAGUAGAGUAUGUGCGGCAACAGACCUUUACACGUCAGGGAUUUCAAACUGUACAGAUUAGUUGUACGUUUUUUCUCCACGUUCUCACACCAGCCUCAACAGCGGCAUCAUCAUCAUCCUUAUCAUCUACGAGUGCUAUUAACAAAAGAGAUUAUUCCCCAUCAUCAUUCUUAGGAGAGGAUUGGAUGAGUGAAUGUGCAGAGGAGAAUAUAUCCAAAACGGUAUCGUAUCUUCUUAAUGAGUGUUGUACCUGCGCGUAUGAACGAUGCAAAGAAAAAUCUCCGCUAACGUCUGUAGUAAUUGAUAGACUUGUCAAGUCUGCUCUAGACAAGAUGAAGGAGAAGUCUACCGCUGCAUAA
Messenger RNA from Trypanosoma theileri, 2559 nucleotides. RefSeq names its product Vps51/Vps67 protein. The record is from RefSeq and is a predicted model, not a curated record. Bases 1 to 2559 code for a protein of 852 amino acids. Gene Ontology annotation, cellular component: GARP complex; membrane; EARP complex. The transcript has a single exon. NCBI's taxonomy places the organism in Eukaryota, Euglenozoa, Kinetoplastea, Trypanosomatida, Trypanosomatidae. Gene Ontology annotation, biological process: Golgi vesicle transport; lysosomal transport; Golgi organization.